Aureobasidium pullulans EXF-150 is the source of this 2043-nucleotide messenger RNA. Its product is annotated as Pkinase-domain-containing protein. The transcript is spliced from 2 exons. NCBI's taxonomy places the organism in Eukaryota, Fungi, Ascomycota, Dothideomycetes, Dothideales, Saccotheciaceae. Gene Ontology annotation, molecular function: ATP binding; protein serine/threonine kinase activity. Gene Ontology annotation, biological process: protein phosphorylation; intracellular signal transduction. The coding region runs from base 1 to 2043 and encodes 680 amino acids. Gene Ontology annotation, cellular component: cell cortex. The record is from RefSeq and is a predicted model, not a curated record.
AUGCAAGCCGAUAACAUCCACGGUAGAGUGGCUGCCAGCCAUAGCACCACCCAGCUACCGUCAAUUCAUACCCACCACCUCCGCGACCUGUCUUCGGAUCUCACUCCUUCUCCCUUCUCCUCAUCAUCCUCUAACCCGAACGCGCUACCUUUCCGUCACAACCACGCCGCCAGCGCCGGCCUCCAGAUCCGAACAGACCUCCCUCCAGGCAUUGCCCACGGCAAGCAGCCCUCCAACCACCAAGAGAACACCGAAUCCUCUCGCUCGUCUCACCCGGCUGCCUCACCUUUGCUGACACCAGCACUACGCCAUAAUCUGUCAACCGCCAGCUUGAGUCCUAACUCGGCUCUUGCUUCGCCCGCUCUGGCCGCCAUGCUUGAUCUCACUCCGCUACCCUCACCCAUCAUGCUCAACGACCCCAAUUCACCUGGUCCGUGGAAGAGGAUACGAAGCGGCCAUUUCGAUCACACCACCCCAAGACCUCCCUCGAGACUCGGUUCCUCGCCGCCGACAACAAGUAUGCUGUCGUCAUCCAUGCCACCGCCCGAUUCACCGCACAAGAAAAAGAAGGGAUAUGGGAGUCUGAUGCAUGCCGCCGUCGAGGCCCAGACGGUACAAAACAUGGACUCUGUCUUCCGCAAGCAACAUAACCGCAAUCGUAGCAUUAGCGAUUUUGUACCCGAAGCCAUGCACAACGUACGGCCGAGGAACGUCACAGUUGGACCGGCUGGUCUUCAUAUCACAACUACGCCGCCGAACGAGGCGCCGAUGCAAAGAGAACACUAUCUCGCUCAGCAGCGCGGCUAUGUGCAACCUUCAGCCUCCUCAGACGAUGAGCGCAGAGCUCAGGACCACCCUCAUACGCAUGCGACGGGCAUGAUGAGAGCAUCCGUGGACUCGGCCAAGGUUCUGCCUUCACCACCACCCUCGAGUAAGGGCAUGAUGGAUGGAGAGAACGAGGAGGAAGACAUACAAAGCAUAGGUGGAGCCGAGGACGAGGACAACGUCGAGUACUUCACCGUAAGAUCAGCACACGAGGACCGCAAGCGCAAAUGGCGUUCAGUACGUUCUCUAGGCCAAGGCACAUUCAGUAAGGUCAUCCUGGCCACGUCGCAGCGUUUACCGCCGAAUACUCCCUAUGACGAACAACACUUGAACCCAAGGAAACUGGUCGCAGUCAAGAUUGUCGAACAUGGGCCGGCAGGAGGUGCCGAUGAGGAACGCAUUGAAAUAUCGCUGAAGCGAGAGGUUGACAUUCUUAAGAGUGUGUCACAUCCCUCGAUCGUACAACUCAAGGCGCUCGAGUAUACCGACGAACGUGCUUUGUUGGUCUUGAGCUACUGUCCUGGUGGUGACUUGUUUGAGCUGGCCAGCGAACACCGCAAUAUCCUGCAACCUGCAAUGGUGCAACGCAUGUUUGCUGAGUUGGUAGGAGCUGUCCGCUAUUUGCACAACAACUAUAUCGUCCACCGCGACAUCAAGCUCGAGAACGUCCUAGUUGUACCCGCCUACAAUGCUCUCUCACAGUUAGAAAACCCUCAAACACACCCUUACCCGCUAAUCUGCCUCACGGAUCUCGGACUCUCCCGCCGCAUCUCUGCUCCUCCAGCGUCGCCACUCCUCACGACCCGCUGCGGCAGCGAAGACUAUGCCGCUCCCGAAAUCCUCCUUGGCCAACCCUACGACGGUCGCAGCACAGAUGGCUGGGCUCUUGGUGUCCUCCUCUACGCUCUCAUGGAAGGUCGUCUACCUUUCGACUGCCCACCCGGCAAGCCCGAACGCUCCCGUCCUUCCCAUCGUAUAGCACGCGCAGACUGGAUGUGGUGUAAAUUCGGCGAUGAAGAUGGAGAGUGGGAUGACAAGCGUGAUGGAAGCAAAGAGUUCAAGGGAUGGGAGGGAGCAAGAGCUGUGGUUGAGGGACUUCUCAAAAAGGUCAGGAUGGGAAGGAAGGGCUUGGGCGAGAUUGAAGAGAUGGACUGGGUCAAGGAGGGGAUAAAGGUUGAGGGCGGUUUGAAGGCUUUUGAUGACACCGAGCCUUUAUGA